Molecule: messenger RNA, 3663 nt
Organism: Alternaria arbusti
Lineage: Eukaryota; Fungi; Ascomycota; Dothideomycetes; Pleosporales; Pleosporaceae
Exons: 1
Coding region: 1-3663 (1220 amino acids)
Cellular component (GO): cytoplasm
Molecular function (GO): ATPase inhibitor activity; protein-folding chaperone binding
Source: RefSeq, a predicted model, not a curated record
AUGAUCGGACACCUCUUCAGCAGCCGCAAAGGCUCCAGCGCCGCCCACGCGCCGCCGCCGACAGUGCUCGACUCGGCGACCGAGGAGAGCCACACGCGCCAUCUGCUGUACCCGGAGACCAGCACCCUCUACCACCCCGAGGGCCAGCCCUACCCUCUACACGCCGCGCCCCUGACGCCCGGCAGCGCCCACGACGGGCCUCUACCGGAGAUCGACCUCGACUACCCGCGCGACUGCCGCAUCAUCAUCGCCCAGGAUGAGACGCCCCAAAUGCCCAAGGCCAUCCUGUUCGACUCCAAGCCCGCCGCGCCGCGCCCCGAUCCGCCCACCUCACCCACCAUACGCGCGCGCGCUGCGGGCACAGCAGGGCCGACGUUUGGAGGACAGCAUGCCCGUCGCUCCUCCCUCGUCGCGGAGCCCACGCCGCCGCGCUCGCCCACGGUCGCCGGCUUCACGCGCAUACGCACCCGCGGCAGCUCCAUCUCCUCCAUGCCCAACAUCGACGAGCACGCCCAGGUCCAGGCCAAAGCCCAGGCGCGGGCCAAGGAGUCGACCGACCUGGCCAACAUCUGCCUCGACUGCAUGUUCGGCAACCUCGCCAUGAACUACCGCGGCAACUCCAACAAGAUCCACAUUGUGCCCCUCGACACCAAGCCCGCCGAUGCCUCCAUCCUGAGCACCAGCGUCCAGGAUGCGACAAGCUCUCUGGGUCGCGCUGAGGGCCUCCGCCGCAGAAGCCAUCUCGCCAAAUCCUUCACUCCUGCCAACCUCCCGACCGACAUGCCCCGCGCCGACUCGUCCGAGAGCAUACCGAAAGAGCCCAAGCGACGGACCAUCUUCAUUACACGCUUGUUCUCCGUCACCAUGCCGGACGAGGAUCACGACGACCGCACGCCGACACCGCAGAGCUCACUGCCGAAAGGCAAUGGGUUCCCUUUUCCGUCCACGAACGUCAAGCCAGGUGCCCCUAAGCCGCCAUACGCUUCACACGUGCGAAAGAGCCCCAUGUACGCCAUCACCAUUAUCCUCCACCUGCCCAUAUCGAACACGUCGCCGAGCCUGAGACCUUCGUCCCGUAGUGCCAACACCAGGACUCCUGCGCAUCUCUCUACCUCUGCCCCUGGACAGGAUUCUCUUGGUUCGUCACUGGACUCGGAUCGCCGCGCAGGAUGGGCCUUCAUCGACUCUAACCUGGGCGUCGAAUCACUCCUAUCCUCGUCGUUGUGUAGUGACGUCGAUGACCGCGUUGAUGUCGUAGGCCAGCACUGGGAUGUCAUCAUGCGCGCUCUAAGCAGCCUCCAACACGUAGUUCAGGAGCGCAUAUUGGCUCAGUUCAAGGCGCCGAAAUCACCAGAUGGCAUGGCCACACCUGUAGCCCACCACCAGAGAAACCAGCCUUCACGGACGAGUCUUCGAGACUCCUCUCUGCAGGCCAGUCGACGAGCCCUACGAUUGCAGCCGAACGCCCUCGUGAUGGACAAAGAGAUACGAGACGCAGCGGAGCUGACCGGCAAUCGCGUCGUAAGCGGCAUGAGAAUUCCCCGCGUAAUGACAGGUCAAGGCAAGUGGGGCGUGUGGCGCGAGGAGGCCAGAUGGCUUGGUCGCUGGGCAGGUCGACGAGAACAGAACUUCUUCUUCUUCAACUUGCUGACUGCUUUCCUCGGUAACCACACUGAAUGGCUCAACAUCCUGGGCCCCAGGUGGUACCGCAAGCGUCAUCGCGAACUACAGAAAGCAACUGCUGGAGAGAACCUCACCAUUCCGAGUCGCACUGUCAUUGUUUCCCCGGACAAGAUGGCUGCUCGGAGACUCAUCUUUCUAUUGGCGGCUUUUCUACCACCUAAUGCGUCUGCCAUGGGCGACAGCACGUACGCGCGCCCUGGCACCUCGGCGUCGCUGCGUGCUUACUCACAGUCGCCCCCGACCAACAUGCCGCCCUCAAGACAGCCAUCGCUAAGAAGACAAAUCAAGCGAGGACCGAGGGGUAAGCAGAGCAUGUCCAAUAUUCUUCUGCAGCCCCCGAAACCCCAGAGUGUGCAUCAGCCGUCUACGCAGGCUCUAGACGAACGUUCCGAAUCGGCCCUCGUUGAGACGUCGGAGCCUGUACGACCGCUCGGCCACUCGCGACGUUCCUCUGCACAUUCAGUUCGGACCACUCUAGUCGUCCCCUCGAUGUCAGAAGGCCCAGUCACAACAGGCAGUACUGUAACCACCUCGACAGCCACCCCACAAGAUGCGAUGCCUGUCGCUCACUUCACCUUCCCUAGAACAAAGUCGUCCGGCACCAUGCCUGACAUGAGACCAGAAAGCAGUGAUAGUCUGGCGUCCACCAACUUGAUCAGCACCCUACAACGGAGCGGUACAGGUCAGACAAGCCUUGCCAGCAACGAUUCCAGCAACACUAGUCGCUGGAGUGGCUUCAUGAACUUUUGGAGCGGCCGUCGCUCGUCCUCGACGGACCAAAGUGAGUACUUUCAAACGACAGAUGAUGGCGUGGGCUUUCGUGGGCAAGAGCGCCCUCGAUCGCAGCUCGAGCACAUGGUACAGGAACUUUCUAUGGACCGUGUCUUCGAGAGCGAUGCCGUCGAUUCUCCGUUCCCACCUGACUCCGGCGAAAAAGACUCUCUCAGUGUUUACUCUAAUGGUGGCACUUCCGGUGUCCCUGCAUCUGCAGCGCGGCCCAUACCCGAGCGUCAGAAGACUUUUGAAAGUCAUUUGAAAUUGUCAGUCAAUGAAAAGGAUGGCGUUAUCGACGUUGACCUGCCGCUCCCCGACUUCGACUCCCCUCUGCAGUCCCCACUGUUGGGAGGAUUUGGGUCAGCUUCAAGUCAACCGGGCUCCAGCUUUGGCGAGUCUUCUGUUCUAUCAACGCCUCACGGAGAGCCAGAGCAGCCUGUCAACGUUGCUGGGUGGCUGAGUCAAUUUCAUCCUGACUUCGCUGUUCAGGCUAUCAAACCAUAUCGCUACCUUGAACGAGACAUCAAGCGGGCAAUGAGCGCGGAGCCAACACCUUUGAGUACCGUGACCACACCUAGUCUGGAGUCUGGUCCACUUGAACGCUGGAUGGACAUAUGUUCUGCUCUUAUCGCUGACACGAGUUCCUUUUCGAUCAAGCGCAUCAGCUUACGACGCCUUGUCAAGCUGAUACCCACACCUACCUACCAGUCAUCGGCCAUGACGCCAGGCGUUACUGGUUUGGCACCCGGCCACUCGCGUUACGGCAAUCCGUAUACUUCAGGUAGCGCUGUUCCAAUGAUGACUGAAGUUCACCUCGCUGAAAAGUUCGAUGAGGAAAUCAUCAUGGACUUCGAUUCUACCCUCAUCGAUGGUGUGGACCGUGUACUGGCACAGUCUGGUGAAGUGACUCGUGUCAACUCUGCCCAGUCAUCACGAUCAAGCAGCAGAAGGGGUCGGCGCGAUACACGAGCGGAGUCAGAUGCGGUUCCACACGUCGAAGUACCGCAUGUUGACUGUAAAAGCGUGCUGUUCGAAGCGUUGGAAGUUGUCGUCAAAGACGUAGCCACUGAGCGCGGAGGUCGACAGCCUCCUAAGGAAGGUGGUCAUACAAAAACGACAAAGACAACCAAGACCUCUCACCCAAGAACCGAAAACGACUCUUCCCUGAAAGAGGGAAUUCGAAGGUGGCUGACAGAGGUCGAAUGA